AUGGCCGGUACAACAACUACAACGAUCAGCUACAACGAUAUAAAAAACAACUUUGACGACAGCGACAACAUUGACGGUGACGACGACUUCAACAAUCGCAAAGACAUCAACAAAAACAAUUACAUCAAUACCAACACCAACAUUUGCAACAACAACAUCAACAUCUGCAACAACAACAUCAACAUCUGCAACAACAACAUCGAUAUCAGCAACAAAAACAUCGAUAAUAACAACAUCCAGAGCAACAAAAACAACAAGAAAGACAUCAACAAAUCCCACAACAACAUACAUUGUUGUCAGAUGUUCGUUCAAUUGAACUCCAGUCCAUCUUUCUAUUUUUUGCUACUUGCAACAGGGAAGAAUGCGGCUAACCCAACAGCGUUAACGAUGAAUGGUGUGCAAUUGAAUGAAACUUCAGAGAUUAAAUGUUGCGCUGCCAAUCUUGCAGUGAAACAUUUCAUGGCAAUUUUAAUUAAAAACUUAUUUGAAACUAAAUAA
Molecule: messenger RNA, 498 nt
Organism: Helobdella robusta
Lineage: Eukaryota; Metazoa; Annelida; Clitellata; Rhynchobdellida; Glossiphoniidae
Exons: 4
Coding region: 1-498 (165 amino acids)
Source: RefSeq, a predicted model, not a curated record